Drosophila suzukii is the source of this 1282-nucleotide messenger RNA. RefSeq names its product Odorant receptor 49b (gene Or49b). Gene Ontology annotation, biological process: sensory perception of smell; detection of chemical stimulus involved in sensory perception of smell. Gene Ontology annotation, molecular function: olfactory receptor activity; odorant binding. Gene Ontology annotation, cellular component: plasma membrane. The record is from RefSeq and is a predicted model, not a curated record. NCBI's taxonomy places the organism in Eukaryota, Metazoa, Arthropoda, Insecta, Diptera, Drosophilidae.
GAAUAAGAAACCUAACACAAGUUAAUAGCCAUGUUCGAGGAUAUUCAGUUGAUCUACAUGAACAUUAAGAUACUUCGCUUCUGGGCCCUUCUUUAUGACAAAAAUAUACGGCGAUACGUCUGCAUCGGACUGGCCUCCUUCCACAUCUUCACCCAAAUGGUCUACAUGAUGAGUACUAAUGAAGGUCUAACCGGUAUAAUUCGAAACUCCUACAUGCUCGUCCUUUGGAUCAAUACGGUGCUGCGCGCCUAUCUUUUGCUAGCAGAUCACGACAAAUAUGUGGCCCUAAUCCAGAAAUUUACCGCCGCCUACUAUGAUCUGUUGAAUCUGAACGAUCCAUACAUAUCGAGAAUUCUGGUCAAUCUCAACCGGGUCGGACACUUGAUGGCCAGGGGCAAUUUGUUCUUUGGCAUGCUUACAUCCAUGGGUUUCGGCCUGUAUCCCUUAUCCUCCAGCGAGAGAGUCCUUCCCUUUGGUAGUAGGAUCCCUGGCCUGAAUGAGUACGAGUCGCCGUACUAUGAGAUGUGGUACGUCUUUCAGAUGCUUAUCACGCCGAUGGGUUGCUGCAUGUACAUACCGUAUACGAGUCUGAUUGUGGGACUGAUUAUGUUCGGGAUAGUGCGGUGCAAGGCACUGCAGCACCGCCUCCACCAGGUGGCCACAUUGCAUCCGUUCGGAGACCGCGAUCCGCGACAGUUGAGAGAGGAGAUUAUAGCCUGCAUUCAAUACCAGCAGAGCAUCAUCGAGUAUAUGGAUCGUAUCAACGAGUUGACCACAAUGAUGUUCCUCUUCGAGCUGAUGGCUUUCUCAGCCCUACUGUGUGCCCUCCUCUUUAUGCUGAUCAUUGUCAGCGGCACUAGUCAACUGAUUAUUGUCUGCAUGUACAUAAACAUGAUUCUGGCCCAAAUACUGGCCAUCUACUGGUACGCGAACGAGCUGAAGGAACAGAAUUUGGCAGUAGCCACCGCAGCCUAUGCGACUGAGUGGUACACCUUCGAUGUUCCUUUGCGCAAGAACAUCCUCUUCAUGAUGAUGAGGGCUCAGCGACCAGCUGCAAUACUUCUGGGCAAUGUCCGACCCAUUACCUUGGAGCUUUUUCAGAAUCUACUCAACACAACGUAUACGUUUUUUACGGUCCUCAAGCGAGUAUAUGGAUGAACGAACCGGACCAAAUUGAAAUAUUUUAUUAAAAAGCUUAAACACGACAUAUGCAAAAACUCGCACGGUUCCCUUUUAGUGUUAACUCUGAACACAAUCGAGCACAUUUCACAAUUGAAUAAAU